CAGAGUUGGAAAGUGGAUGGAGCCGAUGGAAGUAGAUAGUUUGGUUAUAAUUUAAGUGGAUUUUGACAGCGGAUCUCGGGCUUUAGUCCGACGGCGUUUCCUACUGGAUCAUAAAGCGUUCACGUUUGGAAAACAUAUUGUUAUCUACUAGAAACAUAAGCUGGCAUGCGCUAAAAUGGAAACCAAACCUUUCUUUUCUCUAGGGCUCCUGAAAAAUACGUGCUCAGUAGCCCCGCCGCCGUGCUUGCGGAGACGACCAGGUGAUGCUGGCAGUUCUCCCAAUGGCUGCUCCGGCUUCACAGAUGCAUACCCACUGCAACAGUGCAGGAUAUCCACAGACUCUGGUCUUUCAUCAUCUCCUCUCAGCUCCUCUACGGGUCACCGAGGCAUCAGUAACCAUCCUCUCCACCCGCCCCUGCUCAGCCCCUCCGCCAUGAGCUCAAGCCAAGGUCAACUCCACUCGCCCAUCAGCACCCACAGCUCACCCAUCAAUGGCCUGCCCUCACCCUUCCCUGUCAUCAGCUCACCCAUGGGCCACCCAUCCAUGAGUGGCCCAUCCUCCACCAGCAUGGCCUACAGACCCAGCCUCAGCCCACAGCUCAGUUCGCCCAUGAAACCAGUCAGCUGUUCGGAGGACAUUAAACCCCCUCUGGGUCUGAAUGGGCUGAUGAAGGUCCCAGCGCAGCCCACAGGCACAUGUCUCUCCCUUACGAAACACAUCUGUGCCAUUUGUGGAGACCGCUCAUCAGGUAAACACUACGGGGUGUACAGCUGUGAAGGCUGUAAGGGCUUUUUCAAAAGAACAGUGAGAAAGGACCUGACGUACACUUGUCGAGACAACAAAGACUGUAUAAUCGACAAACGCCAACGCAACCGCUGCCAGUACUGCCGCUAUCAGAAAUGCUUAGCCAUGGGAAUGAAGAGAGAAGAAAAAAAAGAAAGUCUUACAGGACAUGAUGCUGUUCAGGAGGAGCGGCAGCGGGCGAAGGAGCAGAGCGAGGGUGAGUUCAGCAGCUGUGCCAAUGAGGACAUGCCCGUGGAGAAGAUUCUGGGAGCCGAAUUGGCAGUGGAACCAAAGACAGAGACCUACGUGGAAGCCAACCUGGGCUCGCCUGCCAACUCUCCUAACGACCCUGUAACAAACAUCUGUCAAGCAGCUGACAAGCAACUCUUUACUUUAGUGGAGUGGGCCAAGCGGAUACCUCACUUUUCUGAUCUCCUGCUGGACGAUCAAGUCAUCCUCCUACGAGCAGGAUGGAAUGAACUCCUGAUUGCUUCUUUUUCACAUCGUUCUAUUGCUGUAAAAGAUGGGAUAUUGUUAGCAACUGGCCUUCACGUCCAUAGAGACAGCGCACACACUGCCGGUGUGGGAGCCAUCUUCGACAGAGUGCUGACAGAGCUUGUGUCAAAGAUGAGAGACAUGCAGAUGGACAAGUCUGAACUUGGAUGUCUGCGAGCUAUUGUUCUGUUCAAUCCAGACUCAAAAGGACUGUCUAAUCCAGCUGAGGUGGAAGCACUGAGGGAAAGAGUGUAUGCUUCUCUGGAGGCCUACUGUAAACAAAAAUACCCUGAUCAACCUGGGAGAUUUGCCAAGCUGUUAUUGCGUCUGCCUGCUUUGCGCUCCAUUGGCCUGAAGUGUCUUGAACAUCUCUUCUUCUUCAAGUUAAUUGGGGACACGCCCAUUGACACUUUCCUAAUGGAAAUGCUCGAAACUCCACACCAAAUGACGUAAAGGAAUGAUUUUGUUCAUCUUCACCCCUCUGAAAGCGUUUCACAGGGUGCCACUGUAAAGCAAUGACAGAGGGUGCAGUUUCUGUACAGAACACUACAAGAGGCCAGCACGGGACACAUCUCAAUGGAGACUGCUUUGUCCAGACUGAUAAACAUAUCACACUGCAGUCUUAGAGAGGAUUGAACUACAUGUAAUUCUACCCUGGCAUUUCAUCAGAAGCAUUGCGUAAUCAGCUAAAUACUGUGCAAAUUUCACUACGGAAUACCAUAUACACACAAUGGAUUUUUUGAGGUUUUUUUUUGUCCUAGUUUGCAUGAACAUUUGGGAGAUCUCAUCAAGUUCUAUGAAUAUUUCUGCUGAAAACAACUCAAAGGUUUAAUGGUUUCUCAUUUAUUCUGCCUUACAGAGGUCUACCUCUGCAUUCCACUGAGUUCAACUCAUAUACAGCCAAACCGCCUCAUCUCUGAAAUAAUUUGCUGUGAAUUUUCAGAUUUCAUAUGAGGAUACAAAAUUCCUCAAUACCUCAGAUGCACUUCUUCAUACAAAUGUCCUUAAUGUAACAUCACUGUCCUGGUGUGUCUGCCAUUGGAACGUCUUGCUUCAGACUCUAGUGUUCAGUGUUAAGAGUAUGCACUGAUUUGAUUUCCAUAUCCGAUAUUUGUGUUGAUAUAAAAGAUCCAGGACCAUAGUAAAAUAGCUUUUUUUCUUUCAGGCACUUAUUAUUUGUAUUUAAUUUUUUUUUCAAACAGAGUUGACAUAUGUCAGUUACUAGAAGUCCAUCUAUGCGAGGAAGAAACUGCACGCUAUUUCGAUUCAGUUUGAAGUCCUUUUCUUUUCGGAAGAGAUAUAUGAAUAACAGAAUGCUCUAAAAAAAUGAAAAGCAGGUGUGCUUCUGGCCAAACUCACAUUAGAUGAAACUAUAAUGAUUCAUUGCAAGAAUUUUGUAAAAACUAAAAUAUUGAAGAUUUCCAUUAUGUUUUGCCUCUAUAAUUCAGCAUAAAUAUGUAUUAAGUAUUUCCAAAUAUUUUCAAUCAUGUUUAUAUCAACUAAUAAUUCUCAGCAAGUGGGUGAUCCUGAUUUGAAAAUAUGCAAUAAGUUAAAGGAAUCCAGAUGAUAGUCUGGCCUCAGGGAAUUAUAAGGUUUGGGAAGUGCUAUGUCUGCCCCCUAUUGGAAGAGUUGUAGCAUUGCAGCUGUUCUAAUUUGCUAAAUGAAUUAGAGAAGAAUUACAUGGACAUUUCUACAGUUUAAGUGUUUGUAUUCAUAAACAAAAUGCUUUUCAAACAUUGGAAAAAAUAACCAUUCUUAAGCCUCAGGUUCAUACAAAUGUGUAUUUUAUUGUAUUUUUUUGCUUAUAUUGUCCAGUGUCUCCAUUCUUUGUCAUAACAAGGAAAAACAUGAAAUGGUAAUACAGAUUUUACAAUGCCAAUGCUAUUGAUGCAUGAAACCUCAAUUGCACAUUGAGCCGAUCUGAACCAGUGUUUUAUAAUGAAAGUGACAUAAAGAGAAUUCCUGAAGAAUGUUCUGGUUGGUCUUUUUACAUGCAGUUACAUGGAAACUGGAGCUUUCAAUAAUUAUGGAAAAAUUGCAAAAGGACCAUCAAAAUUGUCAUAAAGUGGUCCGUUCUACUUCUGUGUUAUCUUGAGUCAAAUGAGGAACAAAAUGGAAUUUAAGUCUGUGAUCCACAGAAGAAAGAAGGUUAUAUGUGUUCGAAAGUGAGUAAAUGAGGACAUAAUUUUUGUAUUUGAGUGAAGUAACCUUUUAAUUAAGUCAUAUUAGCGGUCAUAAUGCAAAUGCUCUACUGAUUUAUUUAGACAACAGAUUCUGGCAAAAGUCCAUACUUUAUGGGCCAUACAACAUGCUGACAAUAGAGCAUUGUCUAAAAUGCAUAUAAGCAGCAUGUACUGCUUAUUUGAUUGUUUUACAGGGCCUAACCUUAUCAAUGGUCAAAUGUACUUACACUUUGACCAGGUAGAGAUUUUAACCAACCAUUAAGGAAGAUCUGUGGAAUUAUGUUUGCUUAUUCUGCUCUAAAUGUUCUUAUAUCUUGGUGGCCUUUCAUGACUUUAAAACAUGUAUGUUUCAAAUUUGCAGAAAAUAAUAAAA
Molecule: messenger RNA, 3835 nt
Organism: Xyrauchen texanus (razorback sucker)
Lineage: Eukaryota; Metazoa; Chordata; Actinopteri; Cypriniformes; Catostomidae
Gene: rxrab
Product: retinoid x receptor, alpha b
Exons: 12
Coding region: 176-1732 (518 amino acids)
Biological process (GO): positive regulation of transcription by RNA polymerase II; cell differentiation; anatomical structure development
Cellular component (GO): nucleus; RNA polymerase II transcription regulator complex
Molecular function (GO): nuclear steroid receptor activity; nuclear receptor activity; zinc ion binding
Source: RefSeq, a predicted model, not a curated record